Musca vetustissima is the source of this 2175-nucleotide messenger RNA. It is a transcript of the gene Tmem214, whose product is annotated as transmembrane protein 214. The coding region runs from base 75 to 2102 and encodes 675 amino acids. Gene Ontology annotation, cellular component: Golgi apparatus; endoplasmic reticulum. The transcript has 11 exons. The record is from RefSeq and is a predicted model, not a curated record. Lineage: Eukaryota; Metazoa; Arthropoda; Insecta; Diptera; Muscidae.
GUGCAUUUCUUAAGUUUUUUUUCCGAUACAUUUCUAUUGCAUUCCAUAAUUAUAAAUUCCAAUCUACUUCAAAGAUGUCCAACAACAAUAAUGGUCAAUGGGAAACUGUAACAAAAUCGAAGAAAUUUAAAAAUCUCGAGAAAAAGGUUGUGGCCCACAAAGAAAAGAAGCGUGAAGAAGCACUGAAACCGAAAUUAGAUGAAAUAUUGCCUUCCCAUCAAAUUCGAAAAUUGCUCAAUGAACGCGGCAAGGCUGGUAGCAAAGAUGUUUCCCCUUCAAAAUCAAAUACAAGUACGAAAUCGAAAACAUCAACGCCCAAAAGAACAGUCACCAAGAGUAAAGAUCAAACUGAUACAAAGAAAGCGAAAUCCGACCAGCCCAAACAGCCACCAAAGCCGAAAAGUUUGGACCAAGCUUUUAAAGCAUUAACUCCAAAAGAUUUUACCAUUCAAUUAGAACAUUUCCAAUUGUUAUAUCCCGGUGCGAAAUUAACUUGGUUAAAAGCGAUAACCGGUUAUAUAAAUUCGAAUUUACAAUUUGAAUGUGAUCCUGUUUUUUCUGGUCGCUCUACAUCAUAUCCUGGAAAUUUAGCUUCAUCCGAAUUUAAACAAACAUUAAUUGACUUCUUGUCAUCGGAGGGUGAAGAAAAUCUAAAUUACUUUUUCCAUUAUACUCUAUUGGAGAGUAUGUGUACUGAUUUAAAUAACAAUUUACCUGUUGUAGGGUACAAAUUUAUGUUACAAUUAAUAGCUAGAAAUUGGCCACAAAUUUGUUCCUCAAAUAUGGCCAGUACCGCAAUGCUAAAACAUUCCUAUCAAAAUCGUAGCAAUAUCUGCUUAAGUAUAUUGUGGGCGAUAGGUCAAGGAGGCUAUGAAAAUCUGAUGGUGGGCAUAAGAGUGUGGCAAAAUUUAAUGCUUCCAAAUUUAGAGAUGAAAAGUUACUCUCGCUUUGUAACCGAGUACAUUGAAAAGAUUUUGAAUGUGGCCACGGAUCAAAGAAUACAAUUGAAUCAAAAUGAAUUCUUUGAAAUAUAUAAUGCUUUGAAGGCUCACUAUCCUAGUUUACCCCGAGAUUGCCAACAAUCUUUAGUUAGAAGUUCGGAAAUGUUUUUGCAAAAAUUCAUUAGGAAUUGCAAUAAACAUGCAAAUCUCUUCCUUACACUCCUACGCAGUAUUGAGAAUCCUACUAAGAGCAGUAUUGAAACGAAUGGUUGCCUUUCGUGUCUCUUACAUAGUGAUGAGGACUGUUUUAAGGUGUGGAAAAUGAAUUACAAAAAACAGUUGUUACCCACCAUUUAUUUGUUACAAAAAAUUGAAUAUGAAUUAGCUGAAAGUGCUUCAUCAUUGGCAAUGUCUUCUGCAUUCCAUGAUUUUCUAAAAGAUGCUGUACAAUUGAAUGCUGAGUUGGAUUCGGCUAAAAAGCGCGACCCAAAUCUGGAUACCUUAAUAGCUCUAGUUGCGGCCGUAAACACAAAGGCAGGUCAACAGAAAAAGAAACAAACUGCCGAAAAGAAAAAGAAAUGCGGCUGCUGUAAAUGGACUUUGGGAUCUAUAUUGCUCAUUGCGUUGAUCGCCGGAGCUUUGUUCUAUGAUACCGAAGUCAAUGGCAAGGGUGUAUUUGCUAAAUCGGCAACCGGUAAAGUUCUACAGAAUGCCGGUCUGUUGCCCCAUGUCGAAAAGGCCUGGUACACAACAAUGAGUACAGCGGCACGCGGCUACAAAUGGGCCGAGAAGACAUUGCCACCCUAUACUCAACCCGCCUUCAAAUUGGUUUGUGAUUUAACGAAAUUAUUCCGUAAUGCUGCUUGCAAUGCAUUCACCGUCACCAAAGAAGUGAUCAAUGCUAAAUUGCCUGUUGCAGCUCAAUUUUUGGAGCAAUACGUGCCCGGUUUGCCCAAGAAAAUUGAAGAUAGUGCCGUCACUGUUAAGACCGCUUCUGUUGAUGUUUAUGGUAAACUUGUUGCUUUCUUCAAGACACAAGUGUUGGUUGGCCGUUUCUCACCUGAAAACUUGAGCAAAGCUCUAAACCAAACACAAAACUUGGCCUUGGAAUACUACAAUCAAUUCCAUAAAAAGGUUGAUGCUUAUGCCAAACUGAAAUGAUUUCCUCAAACAUCAUCUCGACGUAUAUCACUCUAAACACACAAAUAAUAAACAUUCACAUCUAGAAAGAAAC